Messenger RNA from Durio zibethinus, 5730 nucleotides. Lineage: Eukaryota; Viridiplantae; Streptophyta; Magnoliopsida; Malvales; Malvaceae. The record is from RefSeq and is a predicted model, not a curated record.
UUGUAAAAAAUUCAAUAUGGACUUGUAAAAUGAUUCUUGCAAUCAAGGAGCAAAAGAAAGAAAGAGAAACAAAACUCGUCCAAUUCAAUACAAUUCAUCUUUACCCAACUCCACUUCUUCUUGCUAACCCAAAUUCUUUUCUCAAAUUUCUCUACUCUCAUUUCUUCCUCUAAUUUCUUGCAAUAACGCAAGCCAACCAUGUCUUUGCUUGGAGCCCUGUCCGCUAUACGAGAAAUUAUUGUUUCCAAAUUCUUUGACUAUCUUCUAUACAAGUUGGGUUCUUUUGAAUUCCUGCAAUUUUCCAGUGAAAAGCAGAUUCAAGAAGAGCUCGAGAAGUUGAAGAAGGAAUUGCUGGAGAUUCGUCUACUGCUUGAUGAUGCUGAGGAGAGGCAGAUAAAAAAUCAAUCUGUGAAAAAUUGGUUGUCAGACCUCCAAAUUUUGGCAUACGAUGUGGAUGACAUUGUGGACGAGCUUGAAACUGGAAUUGCCGAGCGUAAUUUGAUGUUGAAACGUCAUGGUAGUUCAAGUAAGAAACCCAGACUCAUUUUUGAUACUUUCGAUGUUGUUUUGUUUAACAGUGUCAUGAUGUCAAAAAUAAAAGAUAUCACUGUCAAAUUGAAAGAUUUAGAACCUCGAAAAAAUCAGUUACAACUAAGAAUGAUCGACUCCUCGAAGUCCAAAAGAAUAAAAGGAAGGCAGCAACCUACUUCUCUGGAGAUUGAAACUCAGGUGUAUGGUAGAGACAAAGAUAAGGAGACAAUACUUGAAUUGGUUAUCAAGAGUGAUGAUGAAGAAAAUUUUGUGAUUCCCAUCGUUGGAAUGGGAGGGAUCGGUAAGACAACCUUGGCCCAGCUUAUUUACAAUGAUGUUACUGUUCACAAUAAUUUUGAUCUUAAAGCAUGGGUUUGUGUUUCUGAUGAUUUUGAUGUCACAAAAAUCACAAAAGCAAUUUUUCAGGCAAUCACUUCUGAGCCAUGCAGUGACAAUGAUUUGAAUUCUCUUCAAGAAAAAUUAAAGAAUAAGUUGUCAGGGAAAAAAUUCUUGAUUGUUUUGGAUGACGUUUGGAAUGAGAAUUAUCAUGACUGGACUAUUUUACAAUCUCCUUUUCUAACAAGGACUGCGGGAAGCAAAAUUAUCGUGACAACAAGAAGUUUUGCUGUUUCAUCUACAAUGGGUGCUUCUCAUGCUCAUUCUUUACAGGUUUUGUCAGAAGAUGAUUGUUUGUCUGUAUUUGCUCAACAUGCAUUGGGAUUAAGAGAUUUUGGAGGACAUCCAAAUCUGAAAGAAGUUGCUGAGAAAAUAGUGAGGAAGUGCAAUGGCUUGCCUUUGGCUGCUAAAACCCUUGGAGGAUUGCUUCGUACUAAUGUUGACCUUGAUGCUUGGCAAAAAAUAUUAGAGAGUGAGAUAUGGAAGCUAUCACAUCAUCAGUGUGGUAUAAUUCCAGCUCUUCAAUUGAGUUACCAUCAUCUUCCUCCACAUUUGAAGCGGUGCUUUGCAUAUUGCUCCAUUCUUCCUAAGGAUUAUGAAUUUCAAGAGAAAGAAAUAAUCUUGUUAUGGAAGGCAGAAGGCUUUUUACAGGAAGCAAGUGAUAAAUAUAGCUUUGAAGGUCUAGGCCACAAGUAUUUUAGAGAUCUAGUAUCAAGGUCUCUUUUGCAAAUAUCAAACAAAGACAGUUCUCGAUUUGUUAUGCAUGACCUCAUUAAUGAUUUGGCUAAAUCAGUUGCCGGAGAAAUAUGUUUCAGAAUUGAAGGUGAUCAGAAAUUUUCAAAGCACGCUCGUCACUUAUCUUACAUUGGUGGUCAGUUUGAUGGCAUCAAAAAAUUUAAGGGCAUUGGUGAAGCACAACAUUUACGUACUUUUUUACCAUUUAGGAUGUCAAACUAUAUGAGUUGUUGGGUAACUAAUGAUGUUUUAACACAUUUGUUGCCAAAUUUAAGAUGCCUAAGGGUGCUUUCUUUGAGAGGGUAUCAAAUCUCAGAGUUGCCGGAUUUUAUCAGAAAUUUAAAACACUUGCGGUACUUGGAUUUUUCUCGCACUCCUAUUAAGUGCUUACCUGAGUUCGUUAGUACCCUUUAUAAUUUAGAAACACUUUUAUUAAGGAAGUGUAUGAAUCUUGAGAAGCUACCUUUAGAGAUGGAAAACCUAGUCAACCUAUGUUAUCUUGAUAUCACUGGUGCAUAUCGCUUAGAAAGCAUGCCGAGUAAUUUUAGCACACUAAGUGAUCUUCAAACACUAUCCGAUUUUGUUUUACAAAAGGGAAAGGGAUGUCAAAUAAGGGAGCUAGAGGCUUUAUCAAAUCUCAAGGGUCAACUUUGUAUUUUAGGGUUGGAGAAUGUGGUUGAAACUCAAGAUGCACGGAAAGCUAAGUUACAUGAGAAAUUAGGAUUGGAUAAGUUAAAAUUGAUAUGGAGUGAAGACUUUAAGAAUAGAAAUGCAGAAAUCGAGACAGAAGUGUUGGAUUUGCUUCAUCCUUCCAAAAAGCUUAAAGAGCUUACCCUCAUGUUCUAUGGUGGUGUGAGGUUGGCGGAAUGGAUGGGAGAUUCUUCAUUCAAUAAGUUACUAUCUUUGUGCCUUGAAUAUUGCCCAAAUUGCACAUCAUUGCCAUCAAUUGGGCGAUUGCCAUUGUUGGAAAAAUUAAGCAUCAAGAGAAUGCGUAGUGUAACUAGUGUGGGAGUUGAGUUCUUCGGAAAGAAUGUGCCACAUGCGUUUCCUUCAUUGGAGACUUUAGAAUUUGAAAACAUGCUUAAAUGGGAGAAUUGGAACUUUUGGGAAGUUAAUGAGGAAUCUAGGAAAUUCCCUAAACUUCGUGAGCUUCGUAUUGUGAAUUGCCCAGAACUGUUGGGGAGUAUACCGGAAAAUCUUCCUUCUUUGGAGAAACUUGUGAUUUGUUAUUGUAAGAAAUUGGUGAUUUCAAUUCAAAGCCUUCCAAAGCUUUCAGAAUUGGAUGUUCAAGGGUGCCACGAGGUAGUGUAUAAAGGUUUUGCAGAUGACAGCUCAUUAAAAAGAGUCCGUUUUUCAAGAAUUCCCAAGUUUACGUGUGCAGCAGAAUGGUUGACGUUAGGAUCAAUAAAAGUGGAAUCCCUUAAGAUCGACGAUUGUAAAGAGUUGUGCUCUUCGCAAGAGAACAAUUGGGGAUUGCUAACUCAGUCGAUGUCACUUGGUGAAUUGAGUAUUGGAAAGUGGUCUCAACUUAUCUCUAUAGGGGUAGAGGAGGAAGAAGAAGAAUUGAUGCAAUUGAAAAUCCCUUGCACCGUUCAACAGCUUACUAUAUGGGAUUGUGAGAGGUUAGAAAAACUAUCAACAACCUUGCACUACGUCACAUCACUUAAGAUGCUACAACUUUCGUAUUGCCCCAAUCUGAUUUCUCUUUCACAUAAAAAUUUGCCUUCGAAUCUAAAAACCUUAGUGAUUGGUGGUUGUAAAAAUUUACGGUGUUUGUUGGAAGAGGGAGAGAAUGUUAACCUCAGCAGUGCAUGUCUUCUUGAGCAGUUGAAUAUUAGCAAUUGUCCAGCUCUGGAAUCUUUAUCAUCAAGAGGGCAGUUACCCACGCGGCUUAAACUAUUGCAAAUAUACAGUUGUGCAAAGCUGGAGUCCAUAGCUCAAGAAAUUCAAGAUAACUCUUCUCUUGAAAGUAUUAUUAUAAAUGGGUGCAGUAAUAUUAAGUAUUUACCUCAAGGAUUGAACAAGCUCAGCCAUCUCCGGUGCAUACAAUUCCGUAAUUGUUCAAAUUUGGUUUCCUUUCCAAAAAGUUGUUUGCGCACCUCCAACCUCAAAGUGCUUCUCCUCCAUUCAUGUGAAAAACUCCAUGCUCUGCCUGACGAUAUACACAACCUUAGUUGUCUAGAAGAAUUGGAAAUAAGAAACUGCGCAAGUCUGACAUCCUUCCCAGAAGAGGGCAUUCCUACUAAUCUCAGAAAACUUACCAUCGAAGGACCCAACAUCUGUAAGCCACUUAUUGAGUGGGGAUUGCAUAGACUCACUUCUCUUAAAUCUCUCUACAUUUCAAAUGUGUUGUUUCCACAAGAGGAGAUAGAAAUGACGUUGCCCUACUCUCUCACCCAUCUCACCGUCAUUGAUUUCCCAAAACUGGAAACCCUAUCCUCCGGGGGCUUUCAGGACCUCACCUCUCUGGAGUACUUGACCAUCGGUUCUUGCCUAAACCUCAAGUCUCUUCCGGACAAGAACAUGCUUUCUUCGCUUUUGCAGCUACAUAUUUGGAGAUGUCCAGUGCUAAAAGAACAAUGUGGAAAUGAUAAAGGACCAGAGUGGUCCAAGAUAGCCCAUAUACCUUUUGUGGUAAUUGGCGAGUGAUACAUCUAUGAUUCCAGCUAGUUUUGUUUCAGAAGAUAAUGGCUCAGACAAUAAUUUUUCAUAGCAGCAAAGUUGAAAAGAAGGAAGUCAAUGACUCAAAGUUGCAGGAUAUGAUACUAAGCACGACCUUAUUUACAAAAUGCUUGUUAUCUGCUGAGAGUAAAGAUUGGAGUUACAGAAAGGGAUUUCACAUAGGUCUCUUUGGUGCUGGUUGUUAUAUGGAGCAAAGGUUUAUGAAUUUUCUUUGGUAUUUUCGGGUCAGCAAAGUGAUUUUUAUCUAUAAAUAAAGUCAUUUCAUAGCUAACCAUCCAUACUUUGGCAUUAAAUUGACACCUUUGACUUAAAAACCUGCCAAUUUUGAUAGCACAAGUAUAGCUCUUUCUAUGUUCAAUCUAAAUCUUUACUAUUUUGGAGCAUUAGUAAAUUUGUUUUUAUCAUAUGAAUGGUUGAAUUGAAAAUACUAAAGUAGAUGUCGGUGAAGUUGACCAUGCCAUUGUUACCAUCUUUUAAACUAUGAUUUACUCUAUUUGGUUUUUGUAGGACCUACCAACUACAGAUGUCGGGAAGGCUGAAUGAUCUGUGCUAUAGCUUUGGUAGUGAAAAUGACAUUGGCUGUCUCUUGAAAUUUGAAGUUAUCUUCUUUGAUCCUGAGUUCCGUACAAGUAUAAUUGAAGGUUCUUUCAUUUUAUUGAAACAAAUUAGAAAAUCCAGGCAUGGCUUGUUAAAAACACUAAUUUUUCAUGUUAACAAUAUUUUCAUGAUAAUUUUACGUGUUUUAGUUUCUCCUAUAGCUAGUUGGACAUGUAAUUGUUGUGGGUCUAUGAUCCAUCAUUGCAACACCUAAAGACACACUCAUUGUUCUUGCAGUGUUCCUGUGGUCAAUUGUGAGAUAAAAGCCGUUCACCUAUGACUCAAGUUAGUCCACAAGCUUUUUGCAUGCUUGGAUAAAAGAUUCAUUUAUGGAAAUCAUUUCAUGGAAAGAAAAAUGGCGUAAGUAAAGUGUAUACCUUUUUCCAUAUUCGUAAUCAAACGUAAGUAUGGAAAUACAAAAUUCCUUUUUAUUCUUUUCUUUUCCCUUACUUUUAGUAACCUCCAUUAAUUAUAUUCUUAUAAUUGUACAUUUCUAACAGAAUGGUGCUGAAGUGAUAAAGAAAAAGUGUGGUUCAAUAUUGCCCACAAGCUUUUGUCCAAAUGGAUGAUAGUUUCAUAUGUUAUCAAGAGGAAGUUGACUAAAAAUCAAUCAGAGGAUGUCACAGGUAUAACAAUUUGGAAAUGCAUUCGAAUAGUUGCAACACUUGGAACUUUAGGAGGAUUUUGUUCCAUAAUUAUAUGUGAUCUUUCAUAUAAAAAUCAAAUUUGAGAAACUGGCAUUGCCAAUGACCAAUUCUUGCACAUUUUAUAUGUGGCACAGAAAAGGUU